Molecule: messenger RNA, 1812 nt
Organism: Pisolithus orientalis
Lineage: Eukaryota; Fungi; Basidiomycota; Agaricomycetes; Boletales; Pisolithaceae
Exons: 10
Coding region: 1-1812 (603 amino acids)
Source: RefSeq, a predicted model, not a curated record
AUGUACUCACGAAAACCGUACGAUGGCACGUCCCGCAAAUUGAUACUUGCGUUUGAUGUCGGAACGACAUUCAGUGGUAUAUCCUACUGUAUAGUCGAUCCGGGAGAAAUCCCCGUAAUUCGGGGCGUGUCAAAAUUUCCCGCACAGGAACACGUCGGUGGCUCUAAUAAAAUACCCUCUAUCAUGUAUUAUGACAAGGAGGGAAAUGUCCAAGCUGUAGGUGCGGAAACACAGCAACCGUACAUCAUUGAGAAGGCUGGUAAGGAGGAGUGGGUGCUAUUGGAAUGGUGGAAACUUCACCUUCGUUCGAAGCAUAUAGAGGCAUCCCACUUCUCAGAUGCGGACCUACCUCCACUCCCUGAAGGCAAACCUGCUGUUGAAGUUCUGGGUGACUUUAUGCGUUAUUUGUUUGACUGUGCCAAGGCAUACAUCAAAGAAUCUCAUGCGACCAUCAUGUGGGACUCACUGGGGGAUCGCAUAGAAUUCAUACUAACGCACCCGAAUGGCUGGGAAGGGCCCCAGCAACAACAGAUCCGCAAGGCUGCAGAGCUCGCAGGGCUUAUCCCAGCUGGGGAGGAAGGCCAAUCUCGUGUUCACCUUCUGACAGAAGGAGAAGCCAGUCUGCACUUUUGCGUCACCAAUAUCUUGACUUCAGAAACGUUCUCGGCUAUGCCAAUUGCGUGCACGGACGAGCCUGAAGAAGAUGAUGGUGGGAACGCAUCGGAAUAUCAGAAUGUCAUUAUCAUCGAUGCGGGUGGCGGGACGGUUGACCUCAGUGCAUAUUCCAUGAAAUUAUCCCCCACGUCAUUCAGAGAGAUUGCUCCUGCGGAGUGUCGCCUUCAAGGAUCGGUCUUUGUCACAUAUCGUGCUCACGCGUUCCUACGAGGUCAGACAUUCGACCCCUUGCUUGCUAAUUCGAAGUACGGCGACGAGGAAACCUUGAAGAGGAUGGCAGAUAUCUUUGAUAAGACAACAAAAUUGCAAUUUCGGAACGCAGGCGAACCUCAGUAUAUCAAGUUCGGGACGAUACGCGACAAGGAACUCCCGUAUAACAUUCGCUCAGGGCAGUUGAAGUUAUCUGGCCAGGACGUCGCCAAACUUUUCCAACCUUCGGUCGAGGAGAUCAUCGCUGCUUUUGAGGAACAGCGCAAAGCAGCUUCGAUGCCAAUCUCCUGUGUUUUCCUCGCAGGAGGCUUUGCUGCGAGUGAUUGGCUUCAUUCGGGCCUCUCGAAACAUAUGAGUUCACUUGGCAUCACUUUCUGUCGACCCGAUCAACACGUCAACAAGGCAGUUGCAGAUGGAGCGGUUUCGUAUUAUCUUGAUCGCCUUGUAUCAAGUCGCGCUGCAAGGUUUACAUACGGAAUUCCGUGCUGUCACCUAUAUAACCCAUAUGACGCGGAACACGCUUCCAGGAUAUCGACGGCUUUCACGGUAUUGAGUGGCGAUCUAUGGUUACCGAAGGGCUUCGGAUCCAUCCUCACUAGGGGCACGGAGGUAUCCGAACAGCAGGAAUUCAGAAGUGAAUUCUACCGAGAGCAAGCGGAUCUCUCUGGGUGCAAAAACGUGAGAGUUGACAUAGUCGCAUAUCGAGGGACACUCAAGGAUCCACUUUGGAUGGAUGAGGAAGCAGAAUUGUACACUAAACUGUGUACCAUAAAUGCUGACACGUCCAAGCUAACUUCUAACCUACAACCCUUUCAGCGACCUAGCGGUUUAGGUGUCUAUUACACCUUUAGUUUUGAUGUCGUCAUGCUUUUCGGCUUGACGGAGUUGAAAGCACAAAUAAGUUGGCAGGAAAAUGUGCGCUUUUGA